Cyanistes caeruleus (blue tit) is the source of this 2087-nucleotide messenger RNA. NCBI's taxonomy places the organism in Eukaryota, Metazoa, Chordata, Aves, Passeriformes, Paridae. The record is from RefSeq and is a predicted model, not a curated record.
UUUGCCUUGGUUGUAGGCAAGGAAAAGCAGAAAACAACAUAUGGCAAAUACUAAUUACUUUGUUUAUGGUGUUAUUUGAUGUAGCUGUGAUGUGAUGACAGUGGUGGCAAUAUGGGGACUAAAUUCUUUCUUUUCAUACCAGGUGACUUCUGCCUGUUUUAACUGAAAAUUAUCUGGUCAAGUGGCCUCAUUUCUUUCAGCCUCCCUGAAGGUUUAAGAAUCUAUAUUGGAAGAUCAGCAUGUUAAGUGGAAAAAAAUUUCUAAGUGCACCAGGAAAUGGUGCUACUUAAUGAUCAGGAUUCACUUUGGUAUGAAUGGUUCCAUGCACAUUAAUCCUGAUGGAAGCAAAGACAGAAAUGGAGCACAACCAAUUUUGGAGAUACAGCUUAUGGAGGAUACUGUUUGUUUUUGGGAUGUGACAGUAGAGUACAGAAAUGCAGCUGAGUGUGAGCAGAAAGUGAGGAUGAUGGAAAGUUUGGAUGUCUGUUCUCCAAAGUUUAGCUUCUCGAGAGCAGAACAUGAGAUUAAGCAGCAGAACACCCGUAUGUUGUGUGAUGUGUUAUUGGAUCAAGCAGUAUUACCUGGAGUGGGAAAUAUCAUAAAAAACGAAGCACUGUUUGAUAGUCGUCUUCAUCCAGCUGUUAAGGUUUGCCAACUGACAGAUGAGCAUAUACGCCACUUGGUGAAAAUGACACGUGAUUUUACGCUGCUUUUUUAUAAGUGCCGCAAAACUGGGUCUCCACUCUACAAACACUACAAAGUGUACAAGCGCCCAGCCUGCAGGGAGUGCAGUGGCAGCAUCACCGUGUGUCGUUUGGGAGACCAUAACAGGAUGACUUACUUCUGCACUCACUGUCAAAAGGUGGAUCCCCAGCUUGUCAAUCUUAGCAAACUGCCAGCAAGAACUAGCCUAAUUGGCUGGGCAUGUGGCAGGGGGUCAUGUUCUAAUGAACAUGUAGCUCGGAAAUCUGAAGAGGAGUGGACGUGUACGCGCUGCACCCUAAUAAACAAGCCUUCUGCUGAAAUUUGUGAUGCCUGUUUGACUUCAAGACCUGAAGUUCCAAAGAUGGAGAGUUUUGAAGAUUCUACAGCCGUUAACACAAGCUUAAUGAAGUACCCUUGUAAUGAUUUCAGAAAACCAAACACAGAAAUAAAGAUCAAUAGGAAAACUGCAUUUGGAACUACAACUCUUGUCUUAACAGAUCUUGGUAACAACCCUGUUUUGGGAAAUGAUACCCAGGUAUCUGGUGGCCACUCUCAGUGUGUUCCAAAAAGGAAUUGUAAACUGAUCCAAAGCAAUGCCUGCCAAUCAGGGGGAAGCACAGACAAGGACUGCUCAACACAUGUAACUGCUCUGGCUUUGUCCUCCUGUCAGCAGCCUGACUCUUUCAAACACAUACAGAAGAAACAGAAAACUGAUCAUGUACCUUUGGUUCACCCAUUUAAUGUAGCAAUCAGCACACCUGGAACAAAUCUGACAGACGAUACUCCUGUGUUGAGCAUUGGGCAUCCUCGCUGCAGUAAACACAGCCGUCUCUGCAGCCUCAGAGUUGUGAGAAAGGAUGGAGAAAACAAGGGAAGGCAGUUUUAUUGCUGCCCUCUCCCCAGGGAAACUCGGUGUGAUUACUUUCAAUGGGCCGACUUGGAUUUUCCAUUUUGUAACCACGGCAAGCGAUGUGUUAUGAAGACUGUGUUGAAGAUUGGUCCAAAUAAUGGAAGGAACUUCUUUGUGUGCCGUCUUGGGAAGGAAAAACAGUGUGGCUUCUUCCAAUGGGCAGAUAAUGGGCCAGGAACGAGAAUGACUCGGGACACACAAAAUCUGCAGCUCCUGGAUUCCACUCCUUCAGUGGCAGAACUGCAGGCUCACUCCUGGCCACCAACUGGCAGCAGGCUGCAUCUAUUCACGAUGAGCCUGCCAGAUGACCCUAACUCUCUUCUCUGAUACAAAAGCAAGUCCAGAAAUUUGUUUGGGUUGGCUAGAACUAUAAUUUUUCCAGAAGUUUUGGAAGACUUCAUAAAGGUAUGAGUUUGAGGCAGUCAAGACACAGGAAAAUAUGUACUCAGAUUGCAGAAGAAAAUAAAACAAC